AUGACCAACUCGAGCGUCGACCUCUCGGGCGGUGCAUCCGUGCUCUCUGCACACGCCGAAGCCCCCUCGUCGCAAGCCUCCAUGAUUCUAGCUUCUAAAAAACUCAUGAAGCAUGCUGCCGCCCCGCUUCUGAAACAGAUGGGAAUGAGCCGUGCUCGUACUGCCCCCGUUCAAUUCCUGGAUAGCGCAUGCGGAACGGGCGUGGUGACGCAGGAGGUGCAGGGUAUGCUGGCCAGAGAUGUACUUGACAAGAGCACCUUUAUAUGUGCGGAUAGCUCGCGGGUGUUGGUGGAUGUGGUUGCGGGCAGGAUCCAAGACGAGGCAUGGGUGAAUACCCAGGCCGAGGUGCUGGACGCCAGGGAUACGGGCUUGGAGGAGAGUUCGCUGAGCCAUGUUGCUGUUGCGCUGGGGCUGCACUUGAUCCCCGAGCCGGAUAAAGUGCUCAAGGGUAAGAGUCUAUUCCUCGACGCUUUUGACGUACGGUGGGAUAACUGA
This is a messenger RNA of Metarhizium brunneum ARSEF 3297, 495 nucleotides long. RefSeq names its product Glandicoline B O-methyltransferase roqN. The record is from RefSeq and is a predicted model, not a curated record. NCBI's taxonomy places the organism in Eukaryota, Fungi, Ascomycota, Sordariomycetes, Hypocreales, Clavicipitaceae.